This is a messenger RNA of Tachysurus fulvidraco (yellow catfish), 16557 nucleotides long. It is a transcript of the gene ank2b, whose product is annotated as ankyrin 2b, neuronal. Gene Ontology annotation, cellular component: T-tubule. The transcript has 7 exons. NCBI's taxonomy places the organism in Eukaryota, Metazoa, Chordata, Actinopteri, Siluriformes, Bagridae. Gene Ontology annotation, molecular function: protein binding. The coding region runs from base 262 to 14010 and encodes 4582 amino acids. The record is from RefSeq and is a predicted model, not a curated record. Gene Ontology annotation, biological process: signal transduction; regulation of cardiac muscle contraction; protein localization to T-tubule.
CCUUUCUUUACCCUGUACAAAACUACACCAUGGAGGCUCCAGUCUUCAAAAUAUGGACCAGUAAACAAAGAGCAAGCUGUUUCUAGACAAAUAUCAAAAAUUCCAUCUCAGCAGUUAAAUCCCACGUAUGAUGAGGCUCUGCAAGAGUUGGGAGCAGCUGGGGGUCAGUCUGAGCACAUCCCUGUUAGUAAAUAUAUUUGUGAGAUCAUUACAUCAACUGAAUUACCCAGGGACUGCAAACAAAAACAAAAAGAAAUAAUAAUGACAGAUUUUGAAGAGACUUUGUUGGAAUCAGAGCAUAGUGAGGCAGAUUUCAGAGAAAUCGCAGUGGAGCUUGAUCAAGGACCUGUGGAUUAUACUUCCCAUUCUGCAUCUUCAACAUCAUUUCCAUUGUUGCAACCAUCAAACAAAACAGCUUCUGACAAUGUCAAACUAGCACAAACUUUAUCAGAAACAGAAAAUCUACAUUGUGAGACAGAAAUACCGAUCCCUGAAGCCAAGGCAAAAUCUAUGUGUGAACUGCCAAGUAACCAAAGGCCAAGUGAGGAGUACAUGAAGCAACAUGUUGAGGAGAUUUCUGCUAAAUUCUACAGAGCCCUCUUUGGUGAAGAUUAUGUCGAGGCAACGACUCUUGGCAAAGAUGUUAACAUAGUUACAGAGAGUUUUAAACCAUCUGAAUAUGAGCGCUUCACUGUGAAUAAAUUAGAUGCAGCAGAGGCCUCAAAUAUUGAUCAAGUUGCUUUUGAGUUGUCUUCAGAAGUAAAUAAAAAAUCUACUCUUCCGUCCUUAGAAACAACCAACACAAAUAUUUCCAAGAAGGACCUGCAAAUCAUUAAGACGGUUUGUGGCUCACCCCCCAAACAGCUGUUAACUAGUCAUGAGGGUGAAAUUGUAGCAAGUGAUGACUCUACACUCACUCAGAUGUCACUUGUCUCAGCAACUGGGCAGACAAAUUCUUUAUCAAAUCCUAUCAUGGAUGAGCCAGAAUUUCUAAAGUUCACUACUGAAUUUGAAGUACACAUACCUGAGUCAAGUGGAACAAGUUCCCAUUAUGAAUCCAGUGUCCUGUCUAUACCAGUUUCAGACUAUAGAUCUUUUCUGCAAGCUGAAUUGAUUUCACCAACUGAGCAUAGAUCAUCAUCACCAGUUUCUGUAUUUGAAUAUGACACUGAAUUGGAAUUAUGUAUGCAAGAAUAUAGAUCCUUAUCACCUCAAUCUACUGUUUCAUUACCACCAGACUCACCUAUUUCAUAUGAGUACAGAUCAGGCUCACUAGAUUCAUGUGUGCUGAUAGAUACAUUCAGAGCCUGUUCAGGUGAAUCUAUUGCAUCGAGUACUGAACAGAAACUAUAUCCUGAUUCUCCUAUACCUGAUUUUAGACCACAUUCACCAGAGUGUGAAUACACAGCACCUAUGCAGGUAGACACACCUAGGAUUUCAAAUCAGUUGUGCUUUUUUGAAAUGCAUGAGUCAAACAUGGAAUUAAGUUCACAAAAAUCUUUUUUAAUGGAUAGCGAUGAAAUAUAUAGACCAGUUUCACCAGGUUCAUGGAUUGAAUGUAGAUCAUUUACACCUGAAUCAAAUGGAUCUUUUCCUCCUGGGUCCUUUACCACUGACAAGUUAGACAGAGACUUAUCUCCUGAGAUUCCCCAGGACUCUGAGCAAUGUUCUUGGACUUCUGAUAUCUGUGUGGAUAGAGCAUCUGGACCUGGAUCAACAGAAUCGUUGAAUGAGUAUAUGUCACUUUCUUGUGAUUCACCAAUACAAAGCUUUACACCAGAAGUAUAUGACUAUUUUAAACAAGUGAAGGGAUCUAUAUCGUCAUCGCCUCAAUCUGCAGUUUCAGAUUUAGGUUAUGAACUGUCAGAAUGGUUGUUUGAAGAUCGACCAUUAUCUCCUGAAUCGGCAGUAUCAGUCAAUGAAUGUAGAUGCCUUUCCCCUGAUUUACCUCUACCUAGCUUUGUUCAAAAUCUAAAUGAAUUCACAUCUAUAAAAGAAUGUAGAUUUUCAGAUGAGUGCCAACAUUUUUCACCUGAAUCAUUGUCAUCUGUAAAAGAACACAUACCUCUUUCACCUGAAUCCACAUUAUCAAGCUUUUCAUUACCAAUUUGUACAGUGAAUACAUCUUUAGGAUAUCACUCUGAAUCCCUUGAGUCAGAUCUUUCAGACAGAGUGCACAAGUUGGUCUCACCCACACCACUGUUAGAAAAUCAGCCAUCUAUACCAGAUUCAACAUCAUCACUAAAUAUCUCAGAUUCUACUAAAGCUGUAAGCAAACAGACAGCACACAUGGAAUUUGAAAAAGAAUUAACAUCCAGUGAAUAUACCUUUGAAAAUAUCACAAAAUCACAGAGUUUACAAUUAUCUGCUAAGGUAAAUGGAAAAAAAUGUCGAAAGAUAAAAAAAUUAUCGAAAAAUGUAACACAAGUAAAAAGUUUACAGUUACCUGAACAGCUUGAAUCUUCUUUAACAUAUAGGCUUUGUAGUCCCAUUGACUGUAAAUUGACUGAAAAUAUUCAGAACUUAACUACUGACUCAUGUGAUUCUGGGUCUAAUCAACAAGCAAAAACAAUUAGGUUGUUUGAAGCUAGGCCUAGUGUAAUAGGGAAUACCCAAAACCCAUUCUACAAUGUAACAAUGUUGACCAAGGUAAGUGAAGUUGCAGCAACUAAGAGAAAAUCGCAUAAUCUUAUUAGUAAAGUACAUGAUCCCCAGUACAAAGGCCCUAACACAACUCAUUUUGACUACAGUGUGAAAACAGAUGAGAAUACACCAUUAUCACCUGAUUCCCCUAUACAACAGUCAAGACAAUUUUUUCCUGAAAGUGGUUUGUCAGUUUGUGGACCCAGUUUGCCCAAACCAGUAUGGUCAAAUUCAAAUGAAAAUGAAUCAGUUGCUAUGGGACUGUUUGUCAUCGAGCAAAAGACAGAGUCAACAAAUUCAUUUCAAUCAGAAUUUGAAACUAGACCCCUUAGCCCUGACUCCAUCCCAGAGUACAGACCUAUGUCACCUGAAUCUAUGAUCUUAGCAUUAGACAUAAAACAAUCUUCACCAGAUCCAUUUAGUCCAUGUAGACCACUAUCUCCAGAUUCACCAAUACCACAGUACUCAGAAAUGUACUUUAAACUAGUACCAGUCACAACAUCUAGAUCAUCCUCACUUGAAUCUUUAGCAUCAAGUACAGAUUAUGACUUAAACAUUUUGAGUUCCAUAAAUUCUGAUUGUAGGUCCUCACCUAAGUCUGUAGCAUCAUCAGUUGCCAAUGAGUGCUUACCCCCUGAUUCACCUAUACCAGAUUUUAGAUGUUUGCUUCCCGAGCAGGCAUUUUCAGGUUUUGGGUAUAGAUCAUGUUCACCUGAAUCGGCAUGUUCCAAUUCAGUAGAACUUGAAACAUUUCCAAGAGACAUGUUUAUUGUUGCACAAAGACCAGAGUCACCUGACUCAUUUCAAUCAGAAUUUGAAGCUAGACCCCUUAGCCCUUACUCUAUCCCGGAAUACAGACCUAUGUCACCUGAAUCUAUGAAUUUAGCAUCACACAUUAGAGGAUCUUCACUAGAUUCAUUUAGUGCAUCUAGACCACAGUCUUCCGAUUCACCGAUCCCACAGUACUCAGGUUUGUUCUGUGAGUUAAUGCCAACUUUAGAACAUAGAUUAUCAUCUCCUGUGUCUAUGGCUUCAGAUAAUAAUUAUGACGAAGAUGAUUAUGAGUUAAAUGCUGUUAAUCAGACAGUAUCUAGAGCAUCAUCACUUGAUUUAUCAACAGAUGAAAACAGACCAUUGUCACCUGAUUCACCUAUACAGCAGUUUAGACCAUUCUUUCCUGAGGGUAGUUUGCCAGUUUAUGGGUAUAGAUCAUGUUCUCCCGAAUCGUUGUGUUCUAAUUCCAUCCCUGAGUACAGACCUAUGUCACCUGAAUCUAUGAACUUAGCAUCAGACAUUAGAGAAUCUUCACCAGAUUCAUUUAGUGCAUGCAGACCACUGUCUCCAGAUUCACCAAUACCACAAUACUCAGGUUUGUUCUGUGAGUUAAUGCCAACAUUAGAACAUAGAUUAUCCUCUCCUGUGUCUAUGGCUUCAGAUAAUAAUUAUGACGAAGAUGAAGAUGAUUAUGAGUUAAAUGCUGUUAAUCAGACAGUAUCUAGAGCAUCAUCACUUGAUUUAUCAACAGAUGAAAACAGACCAUUGUCACCUGAUUCACCUAUACAGCAGUUUAGACCAUUCUUUCCUGAGGGUAGUUUGCCAGUUUCUGGGUAUAGAUCAUGUUCAUCCGAAUCAUUGUGUUCUAAUCCAAUAGAAAAUGAAACAUUUGCUGACAGACUGUUUGUCACUGAACAAAGACCAGAGUCACCUGAGUCAUUUCAAUCAGAAUUUGAAGCUAGACCCCUUAGCACUGACUCUGUCCCUGAGUACAGACCUAUGUCACCUGAAUCUAUGAACUUAGCAUCAGACUUCAGAGGUUCUUCACCAGAUUCAAUUAGUGCAUGUAGACCACUGUCUCCUGAUUCGCCAAUACCACAGUACUCAGGUUUGUUCUGUAAGUUAAUGCCAAUAAUAGAACAUAGAUUGUCCUCUCCUGUGUCUAUGGCUUCAGAUAAUAAUUAUGACGAAGAUGAAGAUGAUUAUGAGUUACAUUCUGUUACUCAGACAGUAUCUAGAGCAUCUUCACCUGAUUUAUCAACAGAUGAAAACAGACCAUUGUCACCUGAUUCACCUAUACAGCAGUUUAGACCAUUCUUUCCUGAGGGUAGUUUGUCAGUUUCUGGGUAUAGAUCAUGUUCUCCCGAAUCGUUGUGUUCUAAUUCCAUCCCUGAGUACAGACCUGUCUCACCUCAAUCUAUGAACUUAGCUUCAGACAUUAGAGAAUCUUCACCAGAUUCAUUUAGUGCAUGCAGACCACUGUCUCCAGAUUCGCCAAUACCACAAUACUCAGGUUUGUUCUGUGAGUUAAUGCCAAUAAUAGAACAUAGAUUGUCCUCUCCUAUGUCUAUGGCUUCAGAUAAUAAUUAUGACGAAGAUGAUUAUGAGUUAAAUGCUGUUAAUCAGACAGUAUCUAGAGCAUCAUCACUUGCUUUAUCAACAGAUGAAAACAGACCAUUGUCACCUGAUUCACCUAUACAGCAGUUUAGACCAUUCUUUCCUGAGGGUAGUUUGCCAGUUUAUGGGUAUAGAUCAUGUUCUCCCGAAUCGUUGUGUUCUAAUUCCAUCCCUGAGUACAGACCUAUGUCACCUGAAUCUAUGAAAGCAUCAGACAUUAGAGAAUCUUCACCAGAUUCAUUUAGUGCAUGCAGACCACUGUCUCCAGAUUCACCAAUACCACAAUACUCAGGUUUGUUCUGUGAGUUAAUGCCAACAUUAGAACAUAGAUUAUCCUCUCCUGUGUCUAUGGCUUCAGAUAAUAAUUAUGACGAAGAUGAAGAUGAUUAUGAAUUAAAUGCUGUUAAUCAGACAGUAUCUAGAGCAUCAUCACUUGAUUUAUCAACAGAUGAAAACAGACCAUUGUCACCUGAUUCACCUAUACAGCAGUUUAGACCAUUCUUUCCUGAGGGUAGUUUGCCAGUUUCUGGGUAUAGAUCAUGUUCACCCGAAUCGUUGUGUUCUAAUUCCAUCCCUGAGUACAGACGUAUGUCACCUGAAUCUAUGAACUUAGCAUCAGACAUUAGAGAAUCUUCACCAGAUUCAUUUAGUGCAUUCAGACUACUGUCUCCAGAUUCGCCAAUACCACAAUACUCUGGAUUAUUCUGUGAUUUAAUGCCAAUAAUCGAACAUAGAUUAUCAUCUUCUGUGUCUAUGGCUUCAUAUAAUAAUUAUGACGAAGAUGAUUAUGAAUUAAAUGCUGUUAAUCAGACAGUAUCUAGAGCAUCAUCACUUGAUUUAUCAACAGAUGAAAACAGACCAUUGUCACCUGAUUCACCUAUACAGCAGUUUAGACCAUUCUUUCCUGAGGGUAGUUUGCCAGUUUAUGGGUAUAGAUCAUGUUCUCCCGAAUCGUUGUGUUCUAAUUCCAUCCCUGAGUACAGACCUAUGUCACCUGAAUCUAUGAACUUAGCAUCAGACAUUAGAGAAUCUUCACCAGAUUCAUUUAGUGCAUGCAGACCACUGUCUCCAGAUUCACCAAUACCACAAUACUCAGGUUUGUUCUGUGAGUUAAUGCCAACAUUAGAACAUAGAUUAUCCUCUCCUGUGUCUAUGGCUUCAGAUAAUAAUUAUGACGAAGAUGAAGAUGAUUAUGAGUUAAAUGCUGUUAAUCAGACAGUAUCUAGAGCAUCAUCACUUGAUUUAUCAACAGAUGAAAACAGACCAUUGUCACCUGAUUCACCUAUACAGCAGUUUAGACCAUUCUUUCCUGAGGGUAGUUUGCCAGUUUCUGGGUAUAGAUCAUGUUCAUCCGAAUCAUUGUGUUCUAAUCCAAUAGAAAAUGAAACAUUUGCUGACAGACUGUUUGUCACUGAACAAAGACCAGAGUCACCUGAGUCAUUUCAAUCAGAAUUUGAAGCUAGACCCCUUAGCACUGACUCUGUCCCUGAGUACAGACCUAUGUCACCUGAAUCUAUGAACUUAGCAUCAGACUUCAGAGGUUCUUCACCAGAUUCAAUUAGUGCAUGUAGACCACUGUCUCCUGAUUCGCCAAUACCACAGUACUCAGGUUUGUUCUGUAAGUUAAUGCCAAUAAUAGAACAUAGAUUGUUCUCUCCUGUGUCUAUGGCUUCAGAUAAUAAUUAUGACGAAGAUGAAGAUGAUUAUGAGUUACAUUCUGUUACUCAGACAGUAUCUAGAGCAUCUUCACCUGAUUUAUCAACAGAUGAAAACAGACCAUUGUCACCUGAUUCACCUAUACAGCAGUUUAGACCAUUCUUUCCUGAGGGUAGUUUGUCAGUUUCUGGGUAUAGAUCAUGUUCUCCCGAAUCGUUGUGUUCUAAUUCCAUCCCUGAGUACAGACCUGUCUCACCUCAAUCUAUGAACUUAGCUUCAGACAUUAGAGAAUCUUCACCAGAUUCAUUUAGUGCAUGCAGACCACUGUCUCCAGAUUCGCCAAUACCACAAUACUCAGGUUUGUUCUGUGAGUUAAUGCCAAUAAUAGAACAUAGAUUGUCCUCUCCUAUGUCUAUGGCUUCAGAUAAUAAUUAUGACGAAGAUGAUUAUGAGUUAAAUGCUGUUAAUCAGACAGUAUCUAGAGCAUCAUCACUUGCUUUAUCAACAGAUGAAAACAGACCAUUGUCACCUGAUUCACCUAUACAGCAGUUUAGACCAUUCUUUCCUGAGGGUAGUUUGCCAGUUUAUGGGUAUAGAUCAUGUUCUCCCGAAUCGUUGUGUUCUAAUUCCAUCCCUGAGUACAGACCUAUGUCACCUGAAUCUAUGAAAGCAUCAGACAUUAGAGAAUCUUCACCAGAUUCAUUUAGUGCAUGCAGACCACUGUCUCCAGAUUCACCAAUACCACAAUACUCAGGUUUGUUCUGUGAGUUAAUGCCAACAUUAGAACAUAGAUUAUCCUCUCCUGUGUCUAUGGCUUCAGAUAAUAAUUAUGACGAAGAUGAAGAUGAUUAUGAAUUAAAUGCUGUUAAUCAGACAGUAUCUAGAGCAUCAUCACUUGAUUUAUCAACAGAUGAAAACAGACCAUUGUCACCUGAUUCACCUAUACAGCAGUUUAGACCAUUCUUUCCUGAGGGUAGUUUGCCAGUUUCUGGGUAUAGAUCAUGUUCACCCGAAUCGUUGUGUUCUAAUUCCAUCCCUGAGUACAGACGUAUGUCACCUGAAUCUAUGAACUUAGCAUCAGACAUUAGAGAAUCUUCACCAGAUUCAUUUAGUGCAUUCAGACUACUGUCUCCAGAUUCGCCAAUACCACAAUACUCUGGAUUAUUCUGUGAUUUAAUGCCAAUAAUCGAACAUAGAUUAUCAUCUUCUGUGUCUAUGGCUUCAUAUAAUAAUUAUGACGAAGAUGAUUAUGAAUUAAAUGCUGUUAAUCAGACAGUAUCUAGAGCAUCAUCACUUGAUUUAUCAACAGAUGAAAACAGACCAUUGUCACCUGAUUCACCUAUACAGCAGUUUAGACCAUUCUUUCCUGAGGGUAGUUUGCCAGUUUCUGGGUAUAGAUCAUGUUCACCCGAAUCAUUGUGUUCUAAUCCAAUAGAAAAUGAAACAUUUGCUGACAGACUGUUUGUCACUGAACAAAGACCAGAGUCACCUGACUCAUUUCAACCAGAAUUUGAAGCUAGACCCCUUAGCACUGACUCCAUCCCUGAGUACAGACCUAUGUCACCUGAAUCUAUGAACUUAGCAUCAGACUUCAGAGGUUCUUCACCAGAUUCAAUUAGUGCAUGUAGACCACUGUCUCCUGAUUCGCCAAUACCACAGUACUCAACAAUGUUGGUUGAUUUACCAUUAGUUACAGGAUGUAGAUCAUCCUCUCCUGAGUCUAUGGCUUCAGAUAAAGAUUAUGUGGUUAACUUUCUCAGUUUUAUAGAUUCUGAUCUUAGACCAUCAUCUCCUGACUCGGGUUCAAUAGAUGAGAACACACGAUUAUCACCUGACUCACCUAUCCAAGAAUUUAGACCAUAUUUCUUUGAGAGUACUCUUCCAGGUCCUGCUUAUACAUCAUGUUCACUUGAAUCAAUAUGUUCUAAUUCAAUAGAAUAUGAAACAAAGAAUGUGUCACCAGAGUAUGUAAUGUCAGUAUUGAAUAUGAGAAGAGUCUCACUAGAUUCAGUUAACUCAAGUAGACAACUGUCUCCAGAAUCACCAACACCACAGUAUUCAACAAUGUUGGCUGAGUUGCAGACAGUAACAGGACAUAGAUCACCCUCUUCUGAAUCAAUGGGGUCAGAUGAAGAUUAUGAGUUUAAUGUUUACAGUGCUGCACAUUCCGAUGAUAGACAUUCAUUACCUGACUCAAUAGAAUCAGUAGAUGUGAACACACGAUUAUCGCCUGACUCCCCUAUCCAAGCAUUCACACCAUCUUUCUCUGAGUGUGCUCUGCCAAUUUCUGGAUUUAGAUCGUGUUCACCAGAAUCGGUUGAUUCUAAUUCUAUACAAUAUGCAUUGUUUCCAGGAGUUGACCAGAGGUUAGUCUUAACUGAUUCAUUUAUAGAUAAUUCAGUCAAAUCAGACUCUAUACUCAGAUACAGAGCUAUGUCACUUGAGUCAGCGAUAUUACAAUCUGAUAUCAGAGGAUCUUCACCAGAUUCACUAUGUGCAUGUAGACCACUGUCUCCAGAUUCCCCAAUACCACAAUACUCAGCAAUGUUCUGUGGACUAGUUCCAAUUACAGGAUAUAGAUCUUCAUCACUUGAGUCUUUGGCAUCAGGUUCAGAUUGUGAGUCAAAUAUUUUGAAUUUCAUGACUUCUGACUAUAGGGCCUCACCUGAAUCUUUAGCAUCAUUAGUUCAUAAUGAGCACAUACCUCAAGAUUCACCCGUACCUGAUUUUGGAUCUCCACAAUGUAUACUUACAGGUUUUGGGUAUAGGUCAUGUUCACCUGAUUCAAUAUAUUCUAAUUCAAUAGAAAAUGAAUCAUUACCUGGAGACCUGUUUACUGUUGAGCAAAGGCUAGAAUCACCCGACUCAUUUCAAUCAGAAUUUGAAGCUAGACCCCUUAGUCCUGACUCCAUCCCAGAGUACAGACCUAUGUCACCUGAACCUAUGAUCACUGCUUCAUAUGUUAGAGUAUCUUCACCAGAUUCAUUUAGUGAAUGUGGAAGACUGUCUCCAGAUUCAGCAGUACCACAGUAUUCAGAAUUGUUUUAUGAGCUAAUACCAGUAAUAGGACAUAGACUGUUCUCUCCUGAAUCUAUGGCUUUAUAUAACAAUUAUGAGGAAGAUUAUGAUGAUUAUGAGUUACAUGUUCUUACGGGGACAGUGUUUAGGGCAUCGUCACCUGAUUCCAUGAAAUCACUAGAUGAAAACAGGCCAUUGUCACCUGAUUCACCUAUACAGCAGUUUAGCUCAUUUCCUGAGGGUAGUUUUCCAGUUUUUGGGUAUAGAUCAUGCUCACCUGAAUCGGCAGGUUCAAUUUCAGUAGAAAAUGAAACAUUUUCAGGAGACUUGUUUAUUGUUGAGCAAAGGCCAGUGUCACCUGGCUCUUUUCAGUCAGAGUUUGAACAUAAACCUCUUAGCCCAGACACCAUCUCAGAGUAUAGGCCUAUGUCAGCUGAAUCCUUGAUUGUAGCAUCACACUUUAGAGGAGCCUCACCAGAAUCAUGUAGACCACUGUCUCUAGAUUCACCAGUACCACAGUACUCAACAAUGUUUGCUGAUUUAGUUUUAGUAACAGGACAUAGAUCAUCCCCUCCUGAGUCCAUGGCUUCAGAUAUAGACUAUGAAGUUAACAUCCUCAGCACCGAAGAUUCUUAUUAUAGGUUAUCAUCUCCUGACUCAAAGGCAUCAAUAGAUGAGGAAACACGAUUAUCACUUGAUUCACCUAUCCAAGCAUAUAAACCAUCUUUCCUUGAGAGUACUUUUCCAGUUUCUGGAUAUAGAUCAUGCUCACCUGAAUCGAUAUGUUCUAAUUCAAUAGAAUAUGAAUUAUUUAAUAUGUCACCACAGUCUAGAAUCUCAGCAUCAGAGAUUAGAGGAUCUUCACCAGAUUCAAUUAGUGCACAUAGGCCACUGUCUCCUGAUUCACCGAUACCACAGUACUCAACAAUGUUGGAUGAAUUAGUGUCAGUAACAGGGCAUGGCUCAUCCUUUCCUGAAUCUGUGCAUUCAGCUGAAGAUGAUGAGUUUAAUGUUUUCAAUUCUGUGCCUUUUGAUUAUAGAAUAGCUUCACCUGAUUCAGUAGUAUCAGCAGAUGAAAAUAGGCCACUCUCUCCUGGCUCAGCUACAUCAAUUCCUCAGUUUCAAGAGACCAUCAAAAUGGUGCCUGAAUACAAACUUGUAUACAAAACUAUUCCUUUGAAUCUUAUAUCUAACAUACAUGACCCACAUUACAAAGGUGAAACGUUCAGUUCCAAAACAGGUGUGUUUGAAUAUAUUGGCUGCAGAAUGGAAAUUGUUCAGACUUGCAAAAUGGAUGAGUCUAAUGGUAUCAGUAAUGAAGGUGUUUAUAAAAUACCAGCUCUUACUCAUGAAUCUGCUCAAAAUCAUAUGCAAUCCCAAACGAUUUUGACUGUUCCUGUUUUGGAAAAUCAAAACACAUUCUCAGCUUUAUCCUUAAAUCAGUCAAUGAAGUACAAUAAGGAAUCUUUUGAAUUUCCUGAAGAAAACUCUGCAGAUUCUAUUACUUGUUAUACACCUGAUGGGCACGAAUGUCUGGAAAUUUCAGAUGACUUAAGAGCUUCAUCACCAGAGUCUAUUAGAUCUGAAAAUGAAUUCAGACCUUUCAGCCCUGAUUCACCUAUUCCUGAGCAUAUGUCUUUAUUACCUUAUACAUUGAUUUCUCAGUAUAAAGGUCGACCCCCUUCCCCAGAAUCUGUGUCUUCUGUAAAUGAAUUCCAAAGACUUUCCCCAGACUCUCCUAUACCCGAAUUCUCAGCACAUUCACCACUUCCAUCAGAACAUAAUGUUCAGCUGUCAGUCACAAAUUUAACACACAUAUCACCAAUAAUGUCUGAUAUAUUGUCUUCAGAAUAUGCAUCGGUUUGGCUAGAGACUAAACAAAGACCAGCAUCACCUGUUUAUGAAUUGUCAGAAUGCAGAUCAAGAUCAAUAUCACCACCCACAUUUUCCUUUGAGUCGACAUAUAGAUUUCCAUCCCCUGAAUCACUGAGAGAAUUUGAACCCAAUGCACCAAUUACUCCUGACUCUCUGAUAUUUGAUAUUGAUUGUCGCCCAGAAUCCCCUGAGUCAGUAACAUCUCAAACACAGUGUAAUGACUCCAUGAAAGACAACCAAUUUGUCUCUGAGCCAGAAAAAGAAGAAAUGAUUAUCAAACCUGGAGAGUCACCCCCUCCAGUGAUCAACAAAGUAAUAAAAAUGAUUGCAGAUGACGGAGAUGGUAGAAAUAUGUUAAGAAUCCAAGAAGAAGAUCAGAGAAUUAACGUAGUUAAACAGGAUUUGGUGCUUCAACACAAGCAGAGCCUUGAAGCAAGAUAUGACAGACUUACCUCUGAAAUAGGCCAGCAGGAAUUCAAAACAAGGGCUCUGCAGGAUAUCGUUUCAGAAAAGGAUAUUCAGUUGAAAAAUCAGAGUAGAGAAAUAAAAAAUAAAAAUAUCAGGGUCAGUGAGGAAGACUCCUCACAAGUCCAAAACCAAAGCACCAGUGCAACCAUUUUAGAACAAAAUGCAAUUGGGUCAUCCUUGACCAGUGAAGGUAACAUACAGCCAGGUGUAAGUGACCCAAAGUCACUAGACUAUAUACCUGAGGGAAGAACAGUUGUUAGUGCUGAUCUGGAAAAUGUACGUCCUGUGAUAUCCCUCAAGCAUUCACUUGAGCAUCCAAUGGAAUCAUCUGGAUUAUGUGAAAUACAUAUGACUUCUUUCCAUUUCAAUCACCAACAAUCUCACAGGACAGUAACUCCUAAUUUGUCUAUUUCAAGUUCUCCCUCCUCUGAUUGCAGAGAUGUAUUGUCAAGUUCUGUGAGAAUACCUUUUGUAGGCAGCAGGGUGCUACCCACUGAUCUGGGUCCUGUGACAACUAUUUUUAGUAAAUUAUGUUCUAACCAAGAGCUGACUACCAAUUCACAAUUAUCCAAUGAGAACAACCAUUUUGAGACUUUUCACCAUGUAGUUUCUGAAUUUGAGAAACCAGUAUCUCCACUUAGUACUGAUGACUCAGAUUUAGUCGCUGGUGGAAUAUGUAACAUGGAAAUUGCUUUGGCUCCUACAUCAUUUGAGACAUCUCACUCUACAGAUGGUAGUCUGAUGGAUGUUGAUCUGAAAAAAGCCAAGCCAAGGCCUGUCCAGUCAGAUAGUUUAGAGUCAGAUAAUGAGUUCUAUGAUUGUCAGCAAACAUUUUCAGAUGUAUCUGAACCAGAAUUACGAUCAGAAGACAUUUUUGGUCCUGAGACUCUUUACCAUGUUGAAGAAUUCCCAUCUUUACCAAACACUCCAGCUUAUGACUAUUUAUUGGUCACAUCCAAAAUAACAGAAAAGUCAGAAGUAGACAGCCAAGAUAGCCCAUGUCCUGUAUCUUGGGGAAGUGAGGAAAUUGAUUUGCCCCUUGUUCUUGAGCCAGAGGAUGAAUGUGUAGAUGAGCAUGAUGAAGAGGUAGAAUAUCCUUAUGGGUAUGCAGAUGAGCACUCUUAUGCUGAAGAGCUACCACCAAGGCAGGGAGGCCUAUAUGAUGAAGACGAUGAUUCUCUAGGAAGGGGAGAUGAAUUGCCAGAAAUUUCCCCUUACAAAGUGACUGAGGAGCAAUACACAGAUGAGCAUGGAAACAUAGUCACCAAAAAGAUCACAAGGAAAAUUAUCCGCAAGUAUGUGUCUGCCGAUGGAAUAGAGCGAGAGGAAGUGAUGCAGGAGGGAACUCAGCAAGAAGCCAUCACUGUAGAUGAGGCUGAUUGUUUUUCCAAAGUGUUAAAAAGGACUGUAGUGAAGAGUGCAGGCGACCAGACUGAGGUGACGUUUUCUGAGGCGGCACCUGUUGGCAAGGUAACAGCCUCCGGGUAUGAAGGAGAGAGUGCAGACGGUCGUAAAGUAAGCAAGGUCAUCAAAACCAUGAUGGUGCAGGGUGAGAGGAUGGAAAAGCAAAUCGGUGACCCCUCGUUGUCAGCAGACCUUCCCUCAGCAAAAGAAGACUUUGAAACGGCUUUGAGUUAUGCAGGAGGCUUUGACAAAGUUGUCUUGCCUCAUUUAGUGGAGAAAGAGAUUAUGAAGGAGGAUGGAUCUAUGAUCAGAAGGACCCGCAUGCGUAAGGCACGCACUCAGAAGAAGACUGUGGUGAGGGACGGCCAGAGCAAACAUAUCCACCUGGAGCGACUGGAGGACACUCCGGAGUCCCUACAACCUGAUGACCUGCAGCAGCACCUACACCAACUGCUCCAACGCUACUGCACACCAGAAGUGGAAGAGGAGGAAGAGGAUGAAGAGGAGGCUGAGGAGGUGAAGGAGAAAGAUGAAAAGCAGGACACAAACGACUGAUUUUCUAUUACCUUUUCAUUUAUUUGUGCUGUGGCAAGCCUCCCAAAAACCUUGGCAGAAUAGAUCAGAUUGUGACCCAAAUCCUCUGUUGUCACUUCGUCUCUCACCAUCACCAUGACAGUGACUUCCCCUGUUCUGGACCCUUCUUUUACUUUUAUUUAUUUAUAUGUUAAUUUUUUUUCCUCCGUUGCAAAACAGGAAAGAUUUGUGUGUUAGAAUUUUUUUUGUUCAUGCAAAUUUUUUCUAUUUUUCUUACUUUGUGACCAAAGAUUUUACCUUAUUUUAAAUUAACAUAAUCUUAAAUAUGGGGAAAAAACAACUAAAAAUCAUCCUGGACAUUACUCAUUCACAAACCCCUUGUUUUUAAGAGCAGAACACAAGAUAUGUAAAAAGAUCAAAAAUGAAAAAUAUUCCAAUAUGCACAAAAACAUACUGCGGUUACGGUUAAUUAGCUCAAAUUCUGUCCACAGGUUUUGAUAACUUGACCCUUAAACGUCUGUUACUGGGCCAUGUUUACUGUACACCACAAACACAGGUUACCAUUUGGACAGUAUUGAGAUCAUGUUUAAAAAAAAAAAAAGAAAAAAAAAAAGAAAUAUGGAGCGAAUUGUGUUCUGUGUGGUUCAUCACGAUACCCAGAAUGAGCUUGAGCAAUUUGUAUGUAGUAUAAAUGUAAAUUCAUAUAUAUAUAAAAAAAGAUGCCAGAUGCUAGCUUUUAAUGUGCUUUCUGGGUCAUACUGAAUGAAAGCUAGGCACAUUGUUCCUAACACAUGCUUGUUUUUUUUUUUUUUUGCUGGUCCUUCACAUAUUGUUACAGUAUAAAGAGCGACAACAGCUUUGCACAGUGGAUUCAGUCUGCCCUAUUUACUCUGUGUGUGUGUGUGUGUGUUUGUGUUUCUUCACCAUGUUAACCUCCUGUCACAACACUGCUACUCUUCAUCUGCACGUAAGAAAGAAGCGAUCAUUAAAAGUAACUUUAUCAGACAAUAAGUUUGCUCCCUCCAAUUUUUCACCAUGUUCCCUAACACGAUUAAAGUAUAGCUGUAGAUAAUGACUUUAAAAGCUUAACCAAAAUCCUAAUGUGUUUGUAGACUUGAUCUCAUUCUCUUCCAUACUGACACAAGAGCAAAAUUAAUAUUGAGAAUUUCACAGCACUGUGAACAGGAUAGUUGAUUAAGGAAGGUAAAAGUUUUUGCAUUUGUUUUGUUGCAUGUAGUACAAAAUUAAAGACGUUGAACAAAAUCAUUCUUUAGUAUUUCACUGUGGCGUCAACGCUAGAUCGAUUCCCCUGUAAUAAACAUUAACUAAGAAGAGUGCUAUAAAUGAUCCUUGUAAAAUAAUAACAUGGACUUCAUAUGAAUUUGCUUUUUUUAUUCUAUCACAUUUACUAGUGUUAGUAAUAAUACUAUGGACUUUAGGAAGAGAAAACGUAAAUCCAAACAAACAGUUUUAUUUAAAUUACCUGCAUGUUUUACAUUAUUUGAAAAAUAUUUUGUUUUUUAUUAUUAUUAUUUUUUGUGUGUGUUUCUUAAGUGCCUCCGGUAAGCUUCCACUGGUCAUAAAUAGUGGAAAUGUAACUGCAGGAAAUUUCUAUCGAAAGUCCUAAAAGAGAAAAGCAGACAACAACAAAAGAAUAUUAUAAGUAGCAGUGCAGUGACACUGAUCUGCAUUUAGAGUCUCUGUAAACUACAACAAACUCUAAUUAACCCCACCUCCUCUCCAGGUUGUAGUCAGCUGUUGAUUAUGCUCUAGUUGUGAGAUGACCAGUCAUACAGUCACACAAAAAAAAAACAACUAAAAUGUGAUGAAAAAGUAAGAGGACAUAUCAUAGCUACACCAAUUGCUGCAAAAGUUUUAAUAAUUACUGAGAAGUACCGUAGACGGCUAAAGGAGGACUGUAAGAAGUGUAAACUACAAUCCCUCGCCUUUGGGUUGUGGCGAGUCGUUAUCCUUUAACAUAUCUGAUUAUGGUUGUAGUGGUAGCAGUUUUAUUAUCUUCUCAUGUUUUGUGAAUUUGUCAGAUUUGAUGGUUUAUUUACAGUGACAGACAUGUUGGUUAUGAUGACCACAAAAGUACAACCUCCAUCUCAACCAAGAAGGCAUGAGUAACAACUAAUCCCAUCUGAUACCAUGUUUUGUUGACUUCUUCACUCCCACAUUUUGUUCAAUGCCCAUAGAGAAUGUGUACAAGUGUGUAUGUGAAACUUUCAGUGGUCUUUAUGAGUAGCAAGUUAAUCUUUUUCUAAUGGACAUUUAGCAUGUGUACUAUAAAGCCAUUCUUGAAAUUUAUUUCAAGCUUCAAAUACAAAUCCUGUGUGUAAUUCAUUGGGGUGGUCUGGGGAGGUGUGCAGCCAGACUCUGAGUUAAGCUGAUUAAUAAUUUAUGCGGCACAGGACAUUUACUGUUUGAAAACAACGGCUGUUUCAUGAAUAAGCAUCUUGUUUCUAGGCUGAUGAACAUCUAUAAAGGCAUGUGUUCAUGACUAAUAAACAAAAACAGCAGCUGCAGUGUAUAAAUGAUGGAUAAUAAAUGAUAUCAUGUAGAUCA